AUGGCCUGCUACAACGCCUGCCGCUCCUGGGGACCCACCCCGCUGGCCAACAGCUGCAACGAGCCCUGUUCCCUGCAGUGCCAGGACUCCCGCGUCGUCAUCCAGCCUCCUGCCGUGCUGGUCACCCUGCCAGGACCCAUCCUCACCUCCCACCCCCAGAGCACCGCCGUCGGAUCCUCCUCAUCGGCUGCCGUGGGCAACGAACUCAGUGCCCAGGGAGUUGCCAUCAACUCCGGGGCCUUCGGCUACGGCAACGGCUAUGGCUUUGGAGGCCUGGGCUGCUUUGGCGGCAGAAGGGCUGGAUACAUCUGCUAAGGGCCCUCGCCACCACCCCUGACGGACACCACCUACCGCAUUGAAGCUACGCCAUGGUUUCUGGACUCACCUCUGGACCCUUCUUGCCACGUGGACCUGCUGUCCAUGGCUCUUCCUCUAAAGGAGCCACGAAGAUCUUGGUGCUCUGGCAAGAUCUAUGUCACAGAAGCAACCUCAGCUGAUGGUCACCCUACGUGCAGCAUAUACUUGUCACCGCCUACUUGGUGCUCCUGCCUUUUCACUCUUUUGUUUCCUCAA
Messenger RNA from Columba livia (rock pigeon), 573 nucleotides. RefSeq names its product feather keratin 4-like. Lineage: Eukaryota; Metazoa; Chordata; Aves; Columbiformes; Columbidae. The transcript has a single exon. Bases 1 to 315 code for a protein of 104 amino acids. Gene Ontology annotation, cellular component: intermediate filament. Gene Ontology annotation, molecular function: structural constituent of cytoskeleton. The record is from RefSeq and is a predicted model, not a curated record.